CCGCGCGGAGGGAGCCGGCUCAGGGCCCCGGGAGCCGUGGAGAAUUUUGAGCAAAAAAGAAACAUGAUCUGAGUGAGGCUUUGAAAAAUCCGGCAAAGAUAGUUUAGCAGAAGAUCAGACUAUAGUGGGUGAGGAAAACAUUGAGGCAGAGGAAAGUUGAGUUGUAUUCCAAGGACACACAACGGGCAAGGGGCAGCACAGAGAUUAGACAGUCCACCCGAGGUUACCUGGCUCUGGGGCCUGGCAAGAGUAGGGGGAAGGCCAGAGCCCGUGGAGCACGGCCAUGGUCACAUCCCUCUAAGACCUGCCUCUUCCCACAGGUUUCCGUGGCUGCAGAAGUGCUUGUGGACAGGUAAGUGGAAGGUUGUCCCAGUCCUUCACUAGUCCUAUCCCAUAUUUUCUCCAGAUUUGUGGUGUCAUGAGACUCUUCACCUGCUGCUCUCCCAGCCCUUGGGAUUGAGGACCCCAGAGGAUCCCCAAGCUCAGGGUCCUGAGUCUAGGCCAGGGGUUAUGUGUUGUGGUUCCCCUUUGGGGCCAUCAAUGGGAAGAGGUGUGGAAGCUUAUCACAAGAACAGGUACCAGUAAGUGGAACUGCUGGAGGUGAGGCGGAGCUGGUUCAGGGAAUUGCAGGUCCCUUUUCUUUCUGGGAAGUGUGACCCUUGAGGAUGUGGCCCUAUAUUUCUCCUGGGAGGAAUGGGAUCUCCUUAAUGAGGCUCAGAGACGUCUGUAGCACGAUGUGAUGCUGGAGAACCUUGCACUUACAUCCUCGUUGGGAUUUGGAUCUUCCAGGCACCAUGCGGUUGGUUAGCUGGGGCAAGGGGAAGAGUCCUCUAUGCUUCACAGGAUGGCCGUGAUUCCAGUCUCAACAAGAUGUGCUCACAAGGGGCGUGACCCAGGUGAAUGGUGAUUGGGAGAGGACAUGACGUCAGGAUUGUAUUCACAACAUCCCAGGAACCUGUCCUACUUGACUUGUAUUCAGUGCCACUGCCAGUGGCUAUACCUCACUUUUACCUUCUCUUUUCCAUUCUUGACACUGUUGCAACUAGUCAUUUCUGCUAGUCAUUUUUAUUCUGAUUCCAGCUCAGGGCUAAUCCCCAUUCUCUGGACUGCUUAUCUCGCUCCUCACACUGCUGCCUCCACAGUGCUUUCCAACAUUGUUGUGUCCUGAAGUGUGCAUAUGUCUUUGAACACUAGUUACUUUGUUCCAGUCAGAUUUUCCUGGGCCUGGAUGUAGACUUCUGCACAGCAUCACAUGUUACGAGCACACAUAAAGCUGCUAAAAACUGUUGACAGAAAAAUGAGUUGUAGAACGUGCCUUUCACCCUGGGCCACACCCUUGUCUUGUGUCCUGUGCUGGGUAGGCCUGUCCAGUUCUGUGACCUUAGGGACCCAGUAGUGCAUAACAGCUGCUUCCCCAAACAGACCUGAACUCCAUUUUACUGAAAACAGUCAUGCGCUCUGGUCCUUGAACCUGUCACGUGUGCAUUUGUGAUGGUUCUACCCCCUCCCAAUAAAGUCAAUAUGUCCUUCACCGUCACUUCUUUGCUUUCAAGUUGUUGGCAUGGAAUGAAAGAUGAAGCACCUUCUGAACAGAGCAUUUCUGUACAAGCAGUGUCACAGAUCAGGACUCUUAAGGCAGAUUGGUCUUCCCAGAAAGCCCACACCUUUGAGAUGUGUGCCCCAAUCUUAGACAUUUUGCGUUUAGCUGUGCACCAGGGCACGUAUCUUGGGCAGAAAACAUGCACAUGUGGGAAACAGUUCUUUGUUACUGCCAGCCUUCAACAGGGGCAGCACAAGAAACCCGACAGAAGUAACGUGGGCAGAGCAUCGUUUAUAAAGGGCUACACAGUCCAUGCAUCAGGGAAAUCCGUUACAUGUGAGGAGAUUGGGAAAGACUUUUUAGCCAGCAUGGGAUUUAUCUAUCAACAGCUCACUUACACCAAGGAGAAGCCAAACAAUAGUAACACGUGUGAGUCUGUCUUUCACUGUGGAAAAAGUCAUCACAACUGGGGAGAAUGCAAGAAAACCUUCAGCUGCACAGACACACUUGUUCAGGACCAGAGAGUCCUUGCUAGACUCUUUGGGCUUUAUGAGCUCAACAAAUGUGGGAAAGCCUGCACCAGAAGACGUAACCUCACUCAGCACCAGGAAGUUCACAGUGAAGAAAGGCCUUAUGAAUGCAAUGAAUGUGGUAAAUGCUUUACUUACUACUCCAGCUUAAUUAUACAUCAGAGAGUUCAAACUGGAGAAAGGCCUUAUGCAUGUGGUGAAUGUGGGAAGUCCUUUAGCCAAAGCUACAGCCUCAGUAGCCAUAGGAAAGUUCAUACUGGAGAAAAGCCUUAUGAGUGCAAGGAAUGUGGGAAAUUUUUUAGCUAAAAGUCCAACCUCAUUCAGCAUCAGAAAGUUCACACUGGAGAAAGGCCUUAUGAGUGUAGCGAAUGUGGGAAAUUCUUUAAGCAAAGCUCUAGCUUCGGUUCACAUCGGAAACUCCAUACAGGAGAAAGGCCUUAUGAAUGUGGGGAAUGUGGAAUAUCUUUCAGUCAUAGCUCUAACCUCAAGGACCAUUGGAGAGUUCACACUGGAGAAAGACCUAUUGAGUGCAGUGAAUGUGGGAAAUCUUUUAGUUGCGAAUCUAACCUUGUUAAACACCGGAGAGUUCACACUGGAGAAAGGCCUUAUGAGUGUGGAGAGUGUGGAAAAUCCUUUAGCCAUAGCUCCACCCUCAUUCCACACCAGAGAGUUCACACUGGAAAAAUGCCUUAUGAGUGCAGUGAAUGUGGGAAAUCCUUUAGCUGCAAAUCUGACCUCAUUCGAUACCAGAGACUUCACGCUAGAGAAAGCCUUAGAUGUACAGAAGGUAUUCAGUUUCCUUUUAAUGUAAUUAAGAUGGAGGAACUUGUGAGGGAGUCAUCUUCCUGAAUUAAAGAGAAUCCAUUCAAAAAUUGUCAGUAGGGAGAUUCUCCUUAAGUUCCAGACAUGGGAAUCUUUAAGGAGCUGUGUUCAACUUUCCAACCUGCCCAGGCCCCUUGCCGGAUUUAUGUCACUGCCAGUUACUAUGGCAGAAUUCAUUCCACCUCUGCCACCUGACAGGUCCACACCUGGUGGUGGUCCACCUCUGCCACCUGACAGGUCCACACCUGACCACACCUUGUCAGGUGUGCAUUGGUUACCACCCCAGUAUGCUCAGGGAAACUGGCCUCUAUUUCCUCCUCACUUGCUGGAGGAUAUUCUGAGUUCUGCUGGUGACUUGUCAAUAAUGACUACAUUUUCAAGGACAUGUCUGUUUCAUGUGACACUUAUCUUGGAUUUCCUAGCACCCAAGGCAACAACCUGGGAACUGCCUGCCUUGUAUUUCUUUGGUUUUUGCAGUAACAAAAGCAUUAUUGUUUAUGCCACCUUUGAUCUUGGCGUUCUAUUCACUGUGUGAGAUGUUUUGAAAACAGUUGGGCUCUGUCAGCAUUAAGGAGUGAACAGCUUUUGUGGGGGUCCAAUGCUUUGUGUGCCUCAGAGACAACAGUAUGAUGGAAGAAUAUACCACUCUUUCCAGUUUUUGGCCUCAUUUACAUUAUUGCUCAAGAUCUCCUAGGAAAGACUGCAGGGCUUUGUGGUCCUAAUUUGUGGACUGGGUGUCAGGAUUUCUGGGCUCAGAGAACACCCUGGGGAGUCAGGAAGUUGUGACAACCUCCACUGCUUCUGGGAACAACAUGAAUUGUUUUUCUUGUUCACAGUAGAUGUUGUAAACAAUCAGCAAUAUUGAGGGGAAUCUCUACCUGAGGUCCUACAAGGGAGCCAUGUGUCCUGAUACCCAGAAUUCACUAGGUUAGUGUCACUAUGAGACUACAGGGCACUGGGGGAAGCCUAAUUUGGUACAGUAACACUGGAGUGGAGGAGACUGCAGCUAUACAGAUGGAAUGUCCCUUCUAAUGUAUCAAUAAAGAGUCCAGUGACUGACUGAAGUAUCACUGCGCAGAAAUUCUUGGGACCUCCAGGCAUAUAUAUCUUUUGUAGUUGAGGUCAUUGUCAAAGAAAACGCUAUUGAUUUUGUGAAUUCCCUUAGCCUUUCUGGGAUGUUCACCAAAAGUCCAUUGCCACACAGGCAGGAAAACAAGCAUAGAUUGAAAUGAGAUCCCUUAGUCCAGCAGUGUGGUUCUGUGACCUGGACAGCAUUCCUGUUGAGUCAGGUGGAAAUGGACUUUGUUCUUUAUCAAUAUUUGCCACCACUAAGGCAAGGCUGCUCCUUGAAGAUCAUCAGGAAAGAGAGUCAAUAUAGAAUUAUCAAACCUUAUUUUCUGAAGAGAGUAGGAGAUCUAGAUUUUUCUAUUGAACUAUUUUGUAAAGUUUUAUUCAGAUAUAGUUGACAUGCAACAUACUGCGUCUAUUUGAAGUGUACAAUUUGUUUAAUUUUGAUAUACAUAAAUAAGCCUAUGAAACCUCCUAAUCAUGAUAAUGAAUAUGGCCAUCACCCCUAGUGUAAUCUCAUGCCAUUUUAUAACCUUUCCCCUCUGCAGACCUCUAGGCAACCAUUGAUUUACCUUCAUUUGUAAUAGAUUAGUUUGUAUUUUCAAGAAUUUUAUGUGAUUUGAUUCAUAAAGUAUCUUUUUCUGGUUUCACUCAUGGUUCAUAAUUAUUUUGAGAUUCUUCAAUGAUGCUUAUUUGAGUAGUUAAUUCUU
Diceros bicornis minor is the source of this 4670-nucleotide messenger RNA. RefSeq names its product zinc finger protein 211-like. Gene Ontology annotation, cellular component: nucleus. The record is from RefSeq and is a predicted model, not a curated record. NCBI's taxonomy places the organism in Eukaryota, Metazoa, Chordata, Mammalia, Perissodactyla, Rhinocerotidae. Gene Ontology annotation, biological process: regulation of transcription by RNA polymerase II. Gene Ontology annotation, molecular function: RNA polymerase II cis-regulatory region sequence-specific DNA binding; DNA-binding transcription factor activity, RNA polymerase II-specific.